AUGGCUUCAGCAGCUACCGAAAGAACCCUAUUGCUAUCGUCCGCACCUAAGCCUCCACAUUCACCAAAACCUCAAAGAACCGUCACAUUCAAUCCUCAGACUACCGUUAGCAAUCCCAAUGGACCCUCCGAAAUCUCUACUCUCCACAGCGCAUCUCCUCCAACCACAUCAGCUCUACAACAGGUCGCUGCUCCCACCCAGCCAAAGCUCUCCACACUGAACAGCAAGCUGCGCAGACGAAACAGCCAUGGAUCGCCGCUUGCUACGCAGCCAUUACCUGUGCCCGCGUCCAAAAUCGGUCCCCAGCGCACAACAAAAACAGCGCAAAAGCUGAAGCUCCUACCAAAUCCCGAUCCAAGUGAAGAAGGUUCGGACGAAGAAAGUGGGAGGGAUGUGUAUUCGCAGUUUACUCGCAUCAAGGAUCCCACAGCAAGAAGAGAUGCAGCUGCACUUGGAAAGGCCGAUCGAGAAAGACUACCCAGAGUGACUGCUUACUGCACAGCAAACGAGUACCGUUUAGAAGGCUUGAUGAAAUACUUCAAAAGCAAAAAAGCUAGACACAAAGGAGCCAAUCCGAAGCAAUUUGACGAGUGCAUAUACACGCCAUACAACUAUGAUCGAAGAAGAAACAGCGGUGACCUGGAAGAGGAAGACGCUACAUUUGACGGACCCUCGACACCCCACCAAAGAGAGCGACGCUUCUCCGACAGCGCCAUUGAAGUCGAAGGAAACACUUCCCAACGUCGCGAAGACCUCAUCGACUUCACCACCUCACCCGGCGACGAACCCACCGACCUUGACUCAUCCAUCCAAACCCAGCAUGUCUCCUCCCACACCGCCCACUCUACCCCCGAUUUCGACACCACCGUCCAUACCCCAGAGGUCUUCCUCUUCCAAUACGGCACCGUCGUAAUCUGGGGCAUGACACCCGCCCAAGAAACGGCCCUCCUCUCCGAAAUCUCCAAAUUCGAGAGCGAAAAGCUCUCCGCGACCGACAUCCAAACUGAGAACUUCAAUUUCUACUACACGCGGGAGUACCAAGCGCGCAUCUACAACGAUUUCAUCUCCCUACGCGAGAAGAAGAAUUAUAUGGCCAAACUCGCCAUUUCGCAUGCAUUGGCGCAGAGCGUCAAGACCAGUCUCUUUGAGGAUUUGCUGAGCACCACGAUUGCGACGACGCAGCAUUUGCCGGAGCAGAUCGCGCUGACGGGCCGUAUUGCGCUGAGUCGCCGGGAGAUCCAUCAGCAGAUUGGGCAGCUGUUCAUAUUGAGAAUUAACAUACAUUUGCAGGGGAGUGUGCUGGAUUCUCCUGAGCUCAUGUGGGCGGAACCGAGUCUGGAGCCCGUGUAUGCGGCUGUGAGGAGCUAUCUCGAGAUGGAUCAGCGGGCGGGCCUGUUGACGGAACGACUGAGUGUUAUUGGGGACUUGCUUGCAGUGCUGAAGGAUCAGGUGGGCACGAAGCAUGGGGAGUAUCUGGAAUGGAUUGCCGCCGUCAAUAUUGUGGUUGAUCUAUACGCAGGGGUUGAGUAA
This is a messenger RNA of Bacidia gigantensis, 1530 nucleotides long. RefSeq lists its product as uncharacterized. The coding region runs from base 1 to 1530 and encodes 509 amino acids. The transcript is spliced from 2 exons. The record is from RefSeq and is a predicted model, not a curated record. NCBI's taxonomy places the organism in Eukaryota, Fungi, Ascomycota, Lecanoromycetes, Lecanorales, Ramalinaceae.